AGCGAUGAAAGAGCGCCAAUUCAUUUGCAAAACAAUCUCUGCCCCAACUCGUCUUGUCAAUCUCUCUCUCUCUCUCUCCAAGCAAACUCGUAGUGCAUGACAUGCGAACUCGAUUUCUCAACAUCGACUACUUCAAUUCCACUUCAGAAACCCUAGAAUUCCUCCGCCUUCCACUCCCUGAGCUCCCUCCUUCCAACUUCCAAGACUUUCACUGCUUCAAUGAAGUCUAUGUUCUUAGCCUCUCUCUUGAGAUCGAGAGAUCUCCGAUUGGCGACGCUCUCUCCAAGUUCUUCUCUGAUGUUCUGCCUCACACCAUCAAUGUCGACGUUGGAGAUUUUGCUAAUGAGCAUUGCUCUCGGAAAGCUUGCUUUGAUGAGCCAAGACUUUUUAGUUCUCAGAAUAGUACAGAAAUUCGAACUUCAGAGAAGGAAAAUGAGAUUACAUUUGAUGCUAGGGACGAAAACAGAUUUGAAGUAGUCCAGUUCGAAACACCAGAGCUAGAUGUAUUUGUGGAAAAUGCUUGUUUUUCCGAAAAGGAGGAUAUGCAAAUUUUCUUUGAAGUCCUGGAGGCUGAAAAUAUUCCGUUGUUGCAGGAUAUGCUUAAUCCAGAGUUUACAGUGCAAUACCCAUUUGAGAUACAACAAUCUGUUUAUUCUAUUGAUGACAUAACUCAAAAAUACCACAUCGAGCAAAAGGCUUGUUUCUCAGAAGAAGAUGGUUCUUUUGGGGACCAAUUUCACCUGUGUCAUCACAUAUUUCCUCUUUUGGAAGUGGAUGAGAUUAGCUUGGGAAUUUCUUCAAGCAUAUCCAGAGAGGAUGAAUUUCUUCUACUUCUUGAAAAUAUGGAACCUAAAGAUUGGACCCAAGUAGAUGAGGUAGCCGUUGAUUGCAGGGAACUUUUGGUUUCUGUGAACAUUGAUAUUUUAGAUUAUUUUCUAUCAAAGCAGUGCCUUGAAUCUGAGCUGGCAUUCUCUGAAGUUUUUCUAAAAACGGAUGUUCCAUGUAUUAUUGAACUUUCACUUGGUGAAGAAAACUAUGCAUUUCAUCCUGGGACAAGAGAAGAGUCAGUGAACAUAUUUCUCUUUGAGGACCUCCAGUUCGUUGAUUUGGACUCAUCUGAGUUCUUCAACAUUUUUCCCAACUCACAACUAGUUAAGGAACCAGAAAUGUGUGAACAAGUGUUCAGUGAAGAGAUGAACAUCAGGAACUUUGAUGAUCUGAUUGUUAGUCAUGAGCUUGCUCUGGCAGAUGAGAUGUUUAAAUCAUUGCCCGUGCCUAUUCUCUCUGAUCAUGAAAAAAUAAGUUCACUGUACGCCUUUGUUGAGGAAAUGCUCUCUGAUUUGAAGCCACAGUCUCUGUCUGCAUCUGAUGAUAUUUAUCUAGAUUGGCAUCUUUUGGAGUCUGAUAAUUGCAACUGCAAUAUUUACUCCUCUUGUCGGAAUGUGUUUGAGGAGAUAAACACUUACAGCAUUGAUUCUGAUAAGAAAUGUAUUGAUGAUGGGAUGCUGAUACUCGAUUUUGUUUUCUCUGGUGAUACCCCAAAUGGGCGAAACAUAGAAGAGAACAAAGAAAUACUGACCACUACUUUUGCUGGAAUUUCAGUGGUUCAUGGGCGUCGUAACAGAAUUGCUUUAAGUAAGUUGCAAAAUGAUGGAUGUCAAGAAACAGGAAAUCGGGAAGUUUUAACUGACAUAAAUGCUGAGAAGAUGUCUUCUAUAGUUGAUCCAAUGCCACAGUUUAAUGAUCUUGAUUUUUUCAUAAAUCUUCAUAAGGCUACUACUGGAAAAAAUAGUAAACCUGCUGACAAGGCCUCUGAUAUUAAGGCUACAUUCCCCACGGUUUCUUCUGGUGUUCCAGUUGCAGCAUGUGCUACCAGCAUAGGACAGUUGCAGCUGUGGGAUAUAAAGUUGCAUCGAAUUAAGUUGUCUCAUGAUUUUCUGGGACUUAUUGAUAAUUUCCAAAAUAUCUAUCUAGCCAUCUUGAAGAAUGAAACAGAGCUUGCAGUGACACAGUAUUUAGCUGUGGAUAAUUUGAAAUUGCUCAGCCUUCCAUAUGAAAAGCUGAUGAACUGCAUGAAGAAAACAAGUACACAAGGAACUUUAUUGUCUCAUGGUAGUGAUAAUGGAAUGGCAUUUGUCACAUUAUGUGCAAUUAAACGAAUGGCUUGGUAUUUGUGUUACUAUGGCAUCCAUACAACUCAUAUCUAUGCAAAUAAUUUGUGCCGAGGUCUGGAGUCCAUAAAAUUUAGACUAAGCUCCCUCCAGAGCUUGAUUGAAGAUGAGCAUGUGAAGGCUAACAAAGACAUAACCAAAUCACAUCCAUCAUUAUCUGUUAUCCAGCAGAUUUUGCAGUCAAACAUUAACCAGAGUAGUUUGAAAGUAUUAAUUGUGGCUGAAAAUUUUUUCUGGUGGCCAUUGAAGCGGUUGUUGACUUCCAUGAAGCUAUCAUUUAUUGAGCUACAAAAUUUUCAUAUGAAUACAAGUCAACUUGAUGUGAAUCACAGUAAUGAGGUCACAGAUGCUACUAUGGAUGCCAUGCUGCAUGCAGAUUGUUCUUUCAUAUCCCAUGAGUAUGUUUCUGCAUCUCUUCCAUUCGAUAAAUUUGGAAUCAUCUUGGAAUAUGGAGGUUCACGUGACUCAUCUAGAGUUUCCACUGUGUCCCCGAAGCUAGUUGGUUUUCCUCAUCUUCAUUUCCUCAAGGUGGAACUAGAGAACUCUAGUGUUCCAAAAGCACUUUGCGAAGGUGCUGACAUUCCCCGGAAUUUUGGAUUUACAAUGAAAGGAGAUCCUCAUUACACUACUCUGAACGAGAGCAAUCAGAAACUGGAAGAGCUAUUGAACUUCGUACCUGUUGAGAUUAAGUACGAUAUGGGAUCUUUAGAUGCUGCAUACAAAGUGGAAGCUUGCUGUAUGCCCUUGCCGGUUCCAUGUGCACCGUUGUCUUUGGAAUCCAAGCAAAUUUGCACAAGUGUGCAUUCUUUUCCUGAAACCAUCAUUAUUGUGAACACUCAGAAUUUUGAGAAAGAAAUGAUAAUUUCAAGGAGGAGCACAUACCAAAGAAUUCUUGCAAUGGAAAAAGAAGGAUCACAAGUUUUAGAGCGUGAAUUAAAUUUGCCUGUAGAUGUUAUAAUAAGUGCUGCCGUUUGCUUAGCAUGGUUUGAUUGCAGAAACAUUGGAAAGAAAGCAACCGCUCCAAAUGAGGCUUCUUCAUGCUUACCUUUGUGCGUUGAGAAUAUUGCUGCAAAUGUUUUGACGUCUCUGAGUUUUACUUUCAGCGGUUGCAUUCUGGUCUUUGAGGGAGAAAGCAGUUUCCUUUCUGCCAUUUUGGAAUCAUCAGAUGAACUUUAUGCUGCCGCAGCUAGUCUAGGAAUUGAUUUACAGCUGUUUUGUUCAUAUUCAUCUGAGCUGACUGAUGAAAUUAUACUGAGCUGCAUUGGAUAUGCUACUAAGUUAACCAAAGGUGUAUAUCCUAAAAUGUCUGAAUCAGAGACUCUUGCAGAAUCUUUCCUUACAACAUUUCCUUCAAUUAAUCCACUCUCAGCUCAUGCAAUACUGUCUUCAGGAGGCAUGCUUGUUGAGUUUCUCGAAUGGUCACAUGAGAAUAGAAUUUCUUCAAUCCGGAAAUAUCAUGUUCCUGACGAAAGUGUCACUUUAUUGAGUGCUGUGUGCAGAUAUGGGGAGCGGGAGGAUUCUAAAUCUGGAACGACUGACUGUUCUUCAGUAUCUUCUGUUCCUGACUUUGAAAUUUGUCAAAGUGACACUGCAAGAAAAAAACAUAAACACAUUGGGAGUUUACACAAAAUUGGCGUAUCUAUGGAUGACUUGUUUAAUUUUGAUUCAUUAAAGCAAAAUGAUUCUUGGAUGUCAGAAGGUCCUGUGAUAUUUGAUGAGACUGAAAAGCCCAGUGUAUCUUUCAAUGAUGAUUUGUUUGGUCAGAAAACAGUUUCAGGUUUAUCAAUGAUGAUGAGCCCUUCUAGAUCGUGCAAGCCGAAUGAUUAUCGAAUGUCAAGAGGGCCUGAGGAUUCGGAUGAAAUCAGAAAAUCCAAUUUUCCCUUGAAUGAUAAAUUUCUUGGUCAAAAACAGGGAAUGGAUAGGGUUCUGAUCAACAAAUUGGACCAGCGUUGUAAAAAUAACUCCAAAAAUAUGCGGGAGGACUUUAUAGGCGAAGUUAUUGACAUCGAUGAUAGUUCCUUGAUACCUCAGGACUUCUCUUCUAUAGCAGACUCAAAAGGUUUCUCACCUCUGGUGCAUGAGAUAGAUAAAGAUCCUGCAGUAGGAAAUUCUGCAACUGCGAGAAGAUUGUCUUUCAGUAGCAGCUGCCUUCCUACUUUUCCAACAGCUGCGGAGAUUAGUUCUGACUCUGAUGUCUGGAUUUCUGUAGAAGAUCAUGGAGAAAGUGCAAAGGAAGGAACAUAUCAACAUUCAAAUAGAGAUUUUUACAACAAUUACUUGCCCUCAAGGCACAAAAUGCUCUUUGAGGAGGAUCGAAGGCACAAAACUGCACCAAACUUCCAGAGUUCAUUUCAAGAAAAGGAUACACCACAAUAUGGUGGAACACCAAUCUCUAAUGCCACCCGCUUAGCACAAGCACAGCAAGGAUCACCCUGGAUGGUGGAGUUAGUUAACAGAAUCAAAGAGAAGAGCAGAUUGCGGCAGCAAUCACUUCCAUGUGACAUGUCUCCCCCUUGUUUUGGGUACUCCAGGAAUGUAUCAAAAGUUACCAAGAGAAAAAGUCCAUCUAUUCUUGACUUUUACAGGUACCGAGGGGGAAGCACUCCCAAGAAAAUUCUCGAUCAUAAGAGGCAAAAGCGAUCUGUACAACCUUCCAAAAAUGAGAAGUCUUCAGUUUCCCUUCCUCCGACAUUGACUCCAUUGGAUAAGAGAGCACGACGGACACUUUCUUUCGCAACAAAUGGUGGCGGAGGACAAAGUAAGCUGAUCUGGAGUGAAAAGAAUGCUCACACUGUGAACAGAAGAUUUUAACACAAGGUGAAAAUAGCGCUCAGGCUUCUUUAAAUCCGCAGUAAUUGGUACAAAUCUGAGAGUUGUUGCAGCAUUCACUAAAAGCACAUGUAUACUUGAACUAUUGGUCAUGUUCCUUUGAAUGUUUUCUCCUCUCCUUCAGAAUUUUCUUCCAAGAAGAUUGUCACAUAGAAAUAUCGUCCGGGCUUUCGGUGGAUCUAUCGGAAGCCUCUUGUAACCCAUCUCUUGGGGAGUUCUCCUCAGGGUUGUUUGCAGAGCUUCCAGACGAAAGUGCCAUAUGAACUCCACCUCUUGGCUUACAUUGAAGAUGAUGAUGCCACAUGACUUGGUACAUAACAGUGGAGGCUUUCGUUUGAUGGGAUUUACAGGCAGUUCUCUCCAAUGAUGGACAAAUUCAGGGGAAAUGUGCGUCAGAAUAUUACGCAUGCUGAAUCAGACAUCAGUCCGACCAUUGGUGCAUGCAAAACCAAGAUGAAAUGUAAAACAUUUUGAACAAUCAAAUGUAAAAAGAAAAGAAAAGAAAAUUUGUUAUAUAUAUAUAUAUAUAUAUUUCUUGAGGAAUGUUUUAGGAAGGUGUGGAGUGGAAGCAACUAAAGUGGGGGAGUGGCAGUAGCAGGGCUACAGCUGCAUGGGGCAAUCUGCUUUGGGCUUAACACUCAUGGGUCCAAGAACAGUGAGGCCCAUUAAGUUCUGUUUUCUUCAUUCACAACCCAUAAGGAUCAAUGUUGAACCAGUAACUGUUAGCGGAUGUUUUAGAUAAAAUAAGGAAGGAUAUAAAUGAAGUAAGUUUAAUAAAGUACGUAAUAGAAAAUGAUACAGAGAAAAUGGAUUGCAUUAUUCAUUAUCCAUUUUGUCCUAUAGAAAGAAGAUUAGCAUUCUUGCACAAGGAUGACACGCACAAAUCAAGAAAUUGUCCAAAUUUUUUCAAUUAAAAUUACUCAUUGACACCAAAAAAAAAAAAAA
Molecule: messenger RNA, 5945 nt
Organism: Cornus florida
Lineage: Eukaryota; Viridiplantae; Streptophyta; Magnoliopsida; Cornales; Cornaceae
Product: protein SHORTAGE IN CHIASMATA 1
Exons: 10
Coding region: 102-4982 (1626 amino acids)
Biological process (GO): resolution of meiotic recombination intermediates; reciprocal meiotic recombination
Source: RefSeq, a predicted model, not a curated record